UAGUCCAGCCCUUUUAUAAAAGGGUUUUACCCAUCCAACAUUUAAAUGGGGUGGGCUUUUAAAGGACUAUUAAAUAAUGGGUUUUUAAAGGUUUGAGUCUAAGUUAAAAAAAGGCUAAAAUUGGGUAACACUUAAGAGGCUUAUAAUCUUCAAAAAUUCCCAGAUUAUAGCUAAUAAAUUCCUUCUUCUUGCUCGCCGCUCUUAAUCUUCAACUACCAAGUUUUUUUAACCAUGGAAAGUGAAGCAACUACAAUGUCAAUGCCGGUAGAUGACGAGGUUGAUGAAUCUAAUGCCGCCCGUAAGCGUAAAAGGAGUAGGAAAUCUAAAGUUUGGCAAGAAAUGACGGAAGGAACGAAUGCAAAAGGUGAGCGAAUCGCUAUUUGUAAGCAUUGUAAAGUGGAGUUAAUUGCCCACAAUAAUAGUGGCACAUCUCGUUUAAUACGUCAUUUGCUUGAUGUGUGUAAAAAACGAACUAAGGGACUUCCACUCGGUGAGGCGGUUGAGGAUGAGGAAAAAUUUGUUUUUGAUAUGAGUGAAUUAAUAAAAGAGAUUUUAUUAUAUGUUGUUGAAGGUUCUCAUUCUUUUUCGACCAUAGAAGAAAAAGGUUUUAGGCGGAUGAUGUUAAAGGCUAAUUCUAAAUUUAAACCAUUUAGUCGAGCAACUUUAACUAGAGACCUUUUUUCUUUGUAUGUCUCUUAUAGAGAGAAAAUUAAAAAAAAUUUGAGGAAUGCACCCGGACGAAUAUGUUUGACAACUGAUAAUUGGAAAUCAUCACAUACUUGGCAACAUUACAUUUGCAUAACUGCCCAUUUUAUUGAUCAUGAUUGGAAACUUCAUAAAAGAAUUAUUAAGUUCACAUCAUUGUCACCCCCUUUGAUGGAUAAAGCAUCUCCGAAGAGAUUUUUAUGUUUCUUAAUCAAUGGCAUUUAGAUGACAAAGUGCUUAGCUUAACGGUUGACAAUGCAAGUUACAAUGAUGUGAUGGUUAAGCACAUGAAAAAUCGUCUUGGGUCAAGGGGUAUGUUGGUUAGUGGUGGUUGUUUUUUUCAUAUAAGAUGUUGUGUUCAUAUCAUCAAUCUUAUUGUCCAACCGGUCUAUCUUGUAUUGAGAACAUAUUAGAUAAGAUUAGAAACUUGGUAAAAUUUGUUACAAGAUCAUCUUCUAGAAGCAAGGACUUUUAAGAUACCACUCAAAAGCAUUUUCAUAUUGGAAAGGUUCAUGAUAUUAAUUAGGCUUUGUACCAUUUUCUAAUUUUAGGAUAGUGCCAAUGCAAUGAGGCUGAAAUUAAACUAGAAUGAGCUUUGUGGGAGAUGUGUGUGAUUUGUGAUUCUUUGAUUGAACAGAUGUACCCCAAACUUUCAUUCUGAUUGGCAAUUAGAAAAAGGUUAAUUAUGUGCACUUGUUAUUUGAAGUGUGCGCAUAUCUCUAAAAACUCAAUAAUUAAAAUGAAUAUGCAAUAGGAACUACCUGGAUAUGUACUUGGUUAUUUUAUUUUACGACUAUGAUUAGUUAUGUUCAUGGGCCGGGCCGGGCUUAAUGGCCCAUGGACAAUAUUGGCCCAUUUUGGAUUAGGCUUGGCCUAGUCCGGCCCGACCCAUUUUAGAUAAAGCCCUGUCCGGCCAGGCCCGACCCGUUGAACAGGUUUACUUAAAAAGCAUACUCCAGAGUCCAGACCGAGUAAUCCAUAUUACAUUAUAACUAGAGAUGUCAG
Molecule: messenger RNA, 1710 nt
Organism: Chenopodium quinoa (quinoa)
Lineage: Eukaryota; Viridiplantae; Streptophyta; Magnoliopsida; Caryophyllales; Amaranthaceae
Product: zinc finger BED domain-containing protein RICESLEEPER 4-like
Exons: 2
Coding region: 232-930 (232 amino acids)
Molecular function (GO): DNA binding
Source: RefSeq, a predicted model, not a curated record